ACAGAGGAUUUGCCUUAAAAAACCCACAUUUCAAGGGUAUCUUCCCAACCAGUUUUGUUCACUUGAAAAAUGCAUGUGUUAAGAACAAAGGGCAGUUUGAAAUUAUUAUUCCAGCAGAAGAUUCUGUUAUUACAGAGAUGACUUCCACUUUAAGAGACUGGGGAACAAUGUGGAAACAGCUUUAUGUGAGAAAUGAAGGUGAUCUAUUUCAUCGACUGUGGCAUAUAAUGAAUGAAAUCUUAGAUCUGCGACGGCAGGUGCUGGUGGGCCAUCUGACCCUUGAUCGGAUGAAGGAUGUAAAAAGGCACAUUACUGCUCGCUUAGACUGGGGCAAUGAACAGCUAGGGCUAGAUUUGGUUCCAAGAAAGGAAUAUGCAAUGGUGGAUCCAGAGGAAAUCAGUAUUACAGAGUUGUACAGAUUGAUGGAGCAUCGUCAUCGCAAAAAAGACACACCAAUCCCAGCAAGCAGCCACCAUCUCUUUUUGCAGAUGAAGAGUUUGAUGUGUUCCAAUCUAGGAGAAGAACUAGAAGUUAUCUUUUCACUUUUUGAUAGUAAAGAGAAUCGACCAAUCAGUGAGAGAUUUUUUUUAAAACUCAAUCGGAAUGGUUUGCCAAAAUGUCCAGAGAAGCCAGAAAGAUAUUGUUCUCUUUUUAUGGAUUUGGGAAGCAGUGAGCUUAGGAAGGACAUCUACAUUACUGUGCACAUUAUACGUAUUGGCCGAAUGGGAGCAGGUGAAAAGAAAAAUGCUUGCAAUGUACAAUAUCGACGACCUUUUGGUUGUGCGGUCCUCAGUGUAGCAGAUCUACUGACUGGUGAUACAAAAGAUGAUCUUAUUUUAAAAGUAUACAUGUGUAACACAGAGAGUGACUGGUUUCAAAUUCAUGAAAGCAUCAUAAAAAAACUAAAUGCACGCUAUAAUCUGACAGGAUCCAAUGCUGGCCUAGCUGUCUCUGUUCAGCUACUCCAUGGAGACAUUGAACAAAUCAGGAGAGACUAUACAUCCAUGUUUACCCAUGGAGUUUCAAUAGCAAGGAAGUUGGGCUUUUCCAAUAUUAUUAUGCCAGGUGAAAUGAGAAAUGAUCUAUAUAUCACAAUAGAAAGAGGAGAAUUUGAAAAAGGAGGGAAAAGUGUGGCCAGAAAUGUGGAAGUCACAAUGUACAUUGUGGACUGCAGUGGACAAAUUUUGAAUGAUUUUAUCUCCUUCGGCUGUGGAGAGCCACCAGCCUCUGAAUUCCAUUCUUUUGUGUUGUAUCAUAACAACAGUCCCAGGUGGGCUGAACUGCUGAAACUACCUAUUCCAGUGGAUAAAUUCAGGGGAGCACACCUUCGGUUUGAAUUCCGCCACUGUUCCACAAAAGAGAAGGGAGAGAAGAAGAUUUUUGGUUUUUCUUUCAUCCCUCUGAUGCAAGAAAACGGAAGGACCCUGCCAGAUGGCAUUCAUGAGCUCAUUGUACACAAGUGUGAAGAAAAUACAAGCCUUCGGGAUUCUAGUCGCUAUCUCAAAUUUCCCUUUUCAAAAGGGCAUCUUCUUGCAAACAACCACCAAGCAAUAAAAUCUACUAAGGAAUCUUUCUGGAUUACGUCUUUUCUGUGUUCAACAAAACUCACACAGAAUGGGGAUAUGCUUGACCUUCUUAAAUGGCGAGCUCACCCCGAAAAAAUUGCAGGUUGCCUCUCGAAACUGAAAGAAAUUGAUGGUUCUGAAAUAGUGAAGUUUCUUCAAGAUACGCUAGACACUUUAUUUGGGAUUUUAGAUGAAAAUUCUCAAAAGUAUGGCUCCCAAGUAUUUGACUGUUUGGUUCACAUAAUUAAUUUGCUGCAGGACAGCAAGUUUCAUCAUUUUAGGCCAGUUAUGGAUACCUACAUUCAAAGUCAUUUUGCAGGAGCUCUUGCUUACAGAGAUCUCAUAAAGGUAUUGAAGUGGCAUGUUGACCGAUUUACUGAAGUAGAAAGGCAAACACACAAUCAGGAAGUAUUAAAGGCCCAAGAAUAUAUAUUUAAAUAUAUAGUUCAGUCUCGGAAGCUAUUCUCUCUUGCUACUGGUGGACAAAAUGAGGAGGAAUUCAGCUGUUGUAUUCAAGAGCUUUUGAUGUCAGUACGAUUCUUCCUUUCCCAAGAAACUAAAGGAACCAAUGCUUUAUCUCAGGCCCAAGCAAUAUUUCUCAGUUCUUUCCCAGCUAUAUAUUCGGAAUUGUUAAAGCUCUUUGAUGUGAGGGAAGUAGCAAAUUUGGUAUGUGAUACUCUAAGGAGCUUGCCAAUCAUUACAAAUGCGGAUGAUUCUCUUCAAGCAGUGAAACUUCAGUGCAUUGGAAAAAUAGUGGAAAGCCAAUUGUAUACCAAUCCAGAGUCUCGGUAUAUUUUGCUACCAGUAGUUCUGCAUCACCUUUAUAUGCACCUGCAAGAGCAAAAAGAUCUGAUCAUGUGUGCGCAUAUCCUUAGCAACAUAUCUUCCUUCGUUAAGAAAAAUAGUUCUGAUAAGUCAGUAUUGGAAGAAAUAGACGUAAUUGUGAACAGUCUACUAGAUGUAUUACUCAGAACCAUCUUGGAGGUCACAAGCUGCCCGCAAGCAGCAGGUUCUACUAUGCGGCUUCAGUUUCAGGAUGUUACAGGGGAGUUUGUUUCAUGUCUUUUAUCAUUAUUGCGACAAAUGACUGACGGACAUUAUCAGCAACUCCUCAACAGAUUCAAGACAAGAGACGUGCUGAGAGAUUUCUUGUUACAGAUAUUUACUGUUUUUCGAAUAUUGAUACGGCCAGAAAUGUUUCCAAAAGAUUGGACAGUCAUGCGUUUAGUUGCUAACAAUGUUAUUAUUACAACAGUGUUAUAUCUUUCUGAUGCCCUUCGCAAAAAUUUCCUAAAUGAAAAUUUUGAUUACAAGAUUUGGGAUUCUUAUUUUUAUCUUGCUGUCAUAUUUAUAAAUCAGUUGUGUCUACAGUUAGAAAUGUUCACACCUUCUAAGAAGAAAAAAGUACUAGAAAAAUAUGGUGAUAUGCGGGUGACAAUGGGGUGUGAAAUCUCCAGCAUGUGGCAAAAUUUAGGAGAACACAAAAUCCACUUCAUCCCAGCACUGAUUGGCCCUUUCUUAGAAGUGACAUUGAUACCUCAGCCUGACCUGCGGAAUGUUGUAAUUCCUAUUUUUCAUGAUAUGAUGAACUGGGAGCAAAGACAUAGUGGCAACUUUAAACAGGUGGAAGCAAAACUGAUUGACAAAUUGGAUAGCUUGAUGUCAGAAGGAAAAGGUGAUGAAACUUACAGAGAGCUCUUCAACAGUAUCCUGCUGAAGAAAAUUGAACGUGAAACAUGGAGAGAAAGUGGUGUUUCAUUAAUCGCCACUGUAACCCGUCUUAUGGAGAGGCUGCUGGACUACAGGGACUGCAUGAAAAUGGGAGAAGUGGAUGGCAAAAAGAUUGGAUGUACUGUCAGCUUGUUGAAUUUCUAUAAAACAGAACUGAAUAAAGAAGAGAUGUACAUUAGGUACAUACAUAAACUAUAUGAUCUGCACCUAAAAGCACAAAACUUUACAGAGGCUGCCUAUACACUCUUGCUGUAUGAUGAACUGUUGGAAUGGUCAGACAGACCAUUGCGGGAAUUCCUGAGCUAUCCCAUGCAGUCAGAAUGGCAGCGCAAAGAAUUUCUUCAUCUCACGAUCAUCCAGAAUUUUGACAGGGGAAAAUGCUGGGAAAAUGGUAUUAUUUUAUGUAGGAAGAUUGCUGAGCAAUAUGAAAGCUAUUAUGACUACAGAAAUCUCAGCAAGAUGCGGUUGAUGGAAGCUUCUUUAUAUGAUAAAAUUAUGGAUCAGCAACGUUUGGAGCCAGAGUUUUUCAGAGUUGGAUUUUAUGGAAAGAAAUUUCCAUUUUUCUUACGGAACAAAGAAUUUGUUUGCCUAGGACAUGAUUAUGAGCGUCUGGAGGCUUUUCAACAGCGGAUGUUAAAUGAGUUUCCACAUGCCAUUGCUAUGCAACAUGCCAAUCAACCGGAUGAAACCAUCUUUCAAGCGGAGGCACAGUAUCUGCAAAUCUAUGCUGUGACACCAAUUCCUGAAAGCCAGGAUGUACUGCAAAGAGAAGGCAUUCCAGAUAAUAUCAAAAGUUUUUAUAAAGUAAAUAAUAUUUGGCGAUUCCGAUAUGACAGGCCAUUUCACAAAGGGACCAAAGACAAAGACAAUGAAUUCAAGAGUUUAUGGGUAGAGAGAACAACUUUGAUCUUGGUGCAGAGUUUGCCAGGAAUUUCCCGAUGGUUUGAAGUGGAGAAACGUGAAAUUAUGGAAAUGAGCCCAUUGGAGAAUGCUAUUGAAGUAUUGGAAAAUAAAAACCAGCAGUUAAGGACAUUGAUCAGUCAGUGUCAGACUCGACAGAUGCAGAAUAUCAAUCCACUUACAAUGUGUUUGAAUGGUGUAAUUGACGCAGCAGUUAAUGGGGGCGUUGCCAGGUAUCAAGAAGCAUUCUUUGUGAAGGAAUAUGUUCUGAACCAUCCAGGGGAUGGAGAAAAGAUCACAUGCUUAAGAGAACUGAUGCUUGAACAGGCCCAGAUUCUUGAAUUCGGCUUAGCUGUACACGAGAAGUUUGUCCCACAGGAUAUGAGACCUUUACAUAAAAAACUGUUGGAUCAGUUUUUCGUGAUGAAAUCUAGUUUAGGAAUACAGGAAUUUGCUGCAUGCGUCGAGGCUAGUCCAGGUCACUUUUCAAAUGGAAGCCCACGUGUCUCUAGAAAUUCGGUCCCUAUUUCCAUGAGUCCGGAGGUGGGCAGAAUUCUUAGACGUAGUCCAUUAAGUUACCCAGCUAUCAACAGAUACUCUUCCUCGUCAUUGUCCUCUCAAACUUCGGCAGAGGUCAGCAAUAUAACUGGACAAUCUGAGAGCUCGGAUGAAGUUUUCAACAUGCAGCCAAGUCCGUCUACCUCAAGUCUGAGUUCUACUCAUUCUGCUUCCCCUAAUGUGACCAGCUCUGCUCCAUCCAGUGCCAGAGGCUCACCUCUGUUAUCAGACAAGCUUAAACAUUCCAGAGAAAACUCUUGCCUAUCUCCAAGGGAGAGGCCCUGUAGUGUCAUUUACCCAAAUCCUGCUGAGCCUUCACAGAGAAUUGUGUUCAAUCUUAAUGGUGAUGGUGCUUUGCCUCGAAGUGACCCCAGUUUGUCUGCCUCUGAGAAAGCUGUAACUAGCACUCCCAGCAGUUGGAGCCUGGACAAUGGGAAGGAAGCCAAAAAUAUGUCAGAAAAUGGAAAGCUCAUGUCUCCUCCUGUGCCACCUCGUCCCACUGCAUCACCAAUUCGACACAUAACCUCAGUUUCCCCUUCUGCUGGAAGAUCUCCAAUGAAGGGUUCUGUGCAAUCAUUUUCAUCAUCUAUGGACUACCAUUCGUCUGGGCUCAUUUCCAACUCUCCAGUCUUGUCUGGAAGCUACAGCAGUGGCAUUUCUUCGCUUAGUCGAUGUAGCACAUCUGAAACAUCUGGCAUUGAAACUCACAUCAAUGAACAUCCAGUUCCUUUUUCUAAUUGCAACGUUUCCGAAGAGCCAAUAAGAAAAGAAAGCAAAACUCCUCCACCUUAUAGUGUUUAUGAGCAGACUCUAAGGCGUCCCGUCCCACUGCCUCACAGCCUUUCCAUCCCCAUUUCUACAGAUGCACCAGCAUUACCCCCAAAACCUUUGUUGAUCAGACCAAGCAAUUUGGAGCAUAGCAGCAAGAGAACAGAACAUGUACCUCGACCCAGGCCUCUUCCACGAAAAGUCUCUCAGUUAUAAAUGAAAGUCAAAAAAAUCAUUUUUUGAAUGUGUUAAACGAAAAACAUAUCUGAUAUAGGCACUUUAAUAUUUUUCACAAAUCAUUCCAGUGAUUUUUAAAAACUGCUUAACUUUUAGUACUUAACUAAGUACUAGCUUAAAAAGCCAGAACCUAGAGGCAAUGAGACUGAAAAUUCUAUAUUUAGCAUAGCAUAGAGCAAAUAUGAUUCUGCAUGUAAAUUUGAACCCGGAGCCUAGCUGUUCAAACAACAUCAAAAGCAUACCUUCUCUUGAAAGCCUUAUAUUAGUGUAACAGCGUACUUUAUGACAGAAUAAAAAAUGAUUUGAAGCUAAUGAAUCCAAUAAAACUCUUGUGGUUUGUGAUCACAUUGCAUUGGAAAAGGUCCUAUUACAAAGAUGUUGUAACUGAAUUUCCAGGAAAAAAAAUGUUUGGGUUGUUUUCUUUCUACUGACAUGUUAUUGCAUUUUAUUCAAUAUUUGUAUGUAUGCUAUUGGAACUUGUGUCUUAGAGAUCUUUUUUCUAGCAUUCUAGAGUGGUUCCGCAGUGGUUAAGAGAGCAGUACUGCAAGCUACUUCUGCUGCAGCCAGCUGCCUGCAAUUUGGCAGAUCAAAUCUCACCAGGCUCAAGGUUGACUCAUCCUUCCAUCCUUCCGAGGUUGGUAAAAUGAGGACCCAAUUUGUUGGGGGCAAUAUGCUGACUCUGUAAAAUUACUUAGAGAGGGCUGUAAAGCACUAUAAAGCGACAUAUAAGUGCUAUUGCUAUUCUGACAGUGGUUAGUUUAUAUGCUUGUAGAAUUUGCCCCCUCCAUUUUAUUUUAUUUUAGAUAGGUGCAAUUUACAGUUCCAUGAAAAUAAUAAACAUUAAUACUUAUUGUACUAUAGAAAAUGUAGCCAAUAUGUACAGUUAAUUUUUUUUAAAGAUCAUUGAUUUCAGACACAGAAACUAACUCCUCAGAUUAUUUUAAUGGCGAAAAUGAAUAAGUCAUUUUAAAUGUGAAUCAAGAAAAAAACCACUAUCAGAUUCUUAAGAUGAAAACACUGAAAGCAAUUAAGUCAAGCAAAUGUUCACAAGAAUUAGGCUAUUUACAAGUAGCAUUAGCAAAUUUUUAAAGACUAUUAUUAUUAUAUAUAACAUUUCUGAAUGAAAGUUCUUCCAUUCCGUUGCUCUUAUAUUCCACUCCAAAAAUGUGGAGAAAAUAAUUUAAGAGGUAAUAUUUCAGAUGGUGGAAAGAGAGAGGUUUUUAGGUAGAGACUGAAAAUUUGCUGGCAACUAAAAGGAAACCAGAUUUCAGCCCCAAUCCUGCAAAAUGUUUUCUCUGAAAGUGCUCUUAAUUGGUAUUUUUCUAGAAAGCUCCUGUGUUUUUGAAAGCUCACAUUUAGUCCUAUAACUGUAUAAACUAAACUUAAGUAUACAGGCAAUUUUUCCAUUCCCCUCACAAAACUUGCUGUUUGUAAUAUUUGUUUGAUAUCAUGUGGUCUGUACUUUUCAAUUGUACCUUUAAAGUUACCUCCCUGUUUUGUUGGAAAACUUGCGUUGAUUUUAUCAGUUUAUCUUGUUGAUAGUUUAACUGGAACAUUAUUGACCACUUUUUAUAUUCCCUCAAUGAGAAACUCUCAGCAGGUAUAUACUGUUAAUGAUAGCUAAAGU
Notechis scutatus (mainland tiger snake) is the source of this 7386-nucleotide messenger RNA. The record is from RefSeq and is a predicted model, not a curated record. Lineage: Eukaryota; Metazoa; Chordata; Lepidosauria; Squamata; Elapidae.